ACAGCUGAUUUACUUCUAAUUAUUGACGAGAUGCGCGUGCACAAUCACAUGCGAUUUAUCGUGCAGCCCUACUUCGUAAGGUGCAUGCAUGCGCAGGGUUUGGCGGUGCACGUACAGUACGUGCGCACUUUUAUGAUGACACAAAUUGCGUCACACACAAUGUACAUGGACUCGUGCGUACGCGUAAAAAAAUGGACCAUACUUCGGCCUUAACUCUUAUCGUCUGUUUACAUCAUAUUAACUGGCAGACAUGUUUGCGAUGUUUACCUUAAUAGAACGGCCAGGUUUUGAUCGCAACCAUUUGACAACAUGCAUAGUGAUGUAAACAACAAAAUGACGGUCUCCGACUAAAACGAUUUUUAUUAAAACUAUGACAUGCUGUUUUUCACAUUCAUAAAGCCAAUCCAUUUGUUAAUGUAUUAUAGUCAGGGUACCCUUUUAGAGGUUAACAUUAUUGCAAUACUUUCAUUUCCUCACGCCUAAUUUGUACGGGCACUUUCUAGAAAUCAGGACGGGUUUGAAUUGCCGUAGGAUGUUGAUCUUUUUGAGAUCAGAGUGAAUUGUUGAGAAACUCACAAGAUUUAUAAUAAGCAGUCUCUAAUCGGUUAAUUCUACCCAAACGCCCACAAAGUCUAAUAGUUUAAGAGGAAACUGGCAAACUGACAUCACGUUGGCUUUGAUGGUCAUUCAUAUCUGUAGUCAAAUAGUGUGAGCCACAGCGUGACUUCAGGGAUAAAAGCAAAAAGAGACCGAGACGUAUCGAGUGCCAAAUGUGAAAUAAAGUUUUCAGAAAAGAUACUUCACACAGUAAAAAUGAAAAACCUCAUGCUUUUGAAAACACGGUGCUGUACAUCCAGCUUGUAAAUUUCCGCUGUAGAAAAACAAAGCAAAGAGUGAAAGCUUUAAUACAUGUAUGUACAGUUCAUACUUUCUAAGAUGAACCAGACGGCGCUUUAUCAAUGUUAUGAACCACCCUCAGGUUAUUUUUCUUUUUAUCGUAUUCUGUCAUUUGCAUAUUGACCGAUAACAAUGAUGUAUGUCUGCUUUAGGUUUUUCCCUCCAACCACUGCAGAUUCAUUUGGCUUCAUUGAAUAUUUCUAUAACAAAAGGUGUUUUCCUUAAAAAAACUAUUGGUGCCCUAAUGAUUUCAAUGUGUAAAAUUUAAAAACAAGUGUUUUAGACAACUAAAGUAGUGCUAAUGGUUAGGUAGUUAAAUCUCAGGUGAGCAUUUAUGACCUCAAUACAUUAGGCGAGAAAUUGAUCCCAUGAGCAUUAAGCUGUUAGUUAUUAAUGACAAUAUUAACAUUUCAAUUUCUAGAAGGGUUUUCUGAAUCGAAUGAUAUAAAUUUGCUUUCAUAAGAAGCACUGUAAACAACUGAGCCAUUGUCCAUCUAUUGAAAAUCUGUUGUCAUUAAAAUAAUGUUUUAUUGUUUUCAAGCAUUAAGCUGUGUAUGUAAGACUCGUGUAUGCAUGUGUAUUUAUGUCUGGAACGCACAGAUUAAGAGUUUUUCUACAGCAAUUUACUUCUUGUUUGUCGCUAUAUAACCAUACAAUUAAAAGUGCAAUUUGCAUUGUAAUGCCAAAUCUGGUCUUGUACGAUAAAGACAACACUACACAGUCAGGAAAAUGACUCAUUGACUAUAUUUUCCAUGUUUUUUCAUUUAAAAGCUAUGGAAAACUGCAGAUUUGCAGUGGCUACAAACAGUAAGUAAAUUCCACAGAGAUCUUUACCAGAAUCAUAACUAAAGAUGGAAAAAUGUGAUACUGUAAGUGCUUUUUGCAAUAACAGUACGCUAUCAGAAAAAAGGUUAAAAAACAUAAUUGGGAUGGUACCCAUAAUAAAAGACCUACUUUCUAAAAAACUGCUGGGGGUGUUGGGUGAAAAAGGGACGAGCCCAGCCUGCUGGGUUGUAAUUCAACCCAAAAUGCAGAGUUGUUUUAUCCCAUUGUUGAGUCAAAUAUAAAAAUGUUUUAGGAUCAGUUAACCUAACGUCUGUGCUCGUCCCUUUUUGACCCAAAGCUGAAUUAAAACCCAGCAUUUUUUAGUGUAGUAUGUACCAUUUCGUUUCCACUGUUGGCUCACAUCAGGAAGGUUCCCGGCUAUGUCCGGAGGUCUUUUUUGUUUGGAGUUUGCUUGUUCUCCCUGUGUCCGUAUGGGUUUUCUCCGGGUAUUCCGGUCCAAAAAACAUGCAGGUUAGGUGAAUUAGUGAUAACUUGUAUGUAUUAACCGGUUCUCGCCGUAGAUACUGCAAUCAUGUUGGGAAUAACUAAAUAUGUACCUUUAAGGUACUAAGAUGCACCCUUAAGGUGUACUUUUUGAAAGGGUACCGCCCCAGUGCAAGCUUUAGUACCUUUUUUCUGCGAGUGUAUGAAUGCUUUGUAAUCCAGAGAGAAUAUUGUAUGCUCAAACGCUGGCUAUGCAAGUCCUGUACCCUGACAAGACAGUCACACCAUUUGAGGAUCUCACCUGAGACUCGUGGUGCUCAGUAGAUUUUGUAAGAAUCGCCUUAAACGUUGUCAGAGUCGUAGCAUCUUUGUUUCAUUUUCAUAGAAAUUGUCCACUCGAAAAAAAAAAUGUUUCAGUGGAGUUAAAUACAUCUAAGGGGUCUCUUUAAAUGUACACAUGUGCCUCUGUAGUUUUGGGUCUCAACGUUUUUUAUAAUCUAUAAUUUUCAAGGUUCAAGUGGAAAAUGUAGCCUGAGUGUUAAGGAAAUGACUUAAUGGUUAUUUGGGGAACCAGAAAUAGUUUUUCAAUGACCUCACAGUGAACGACAAGCACUUUUAUUUUUAAAAGUGUAACUUUGCGUUUGUAGACAGUUCCUUCCUGAGCCAUCAUCCAUUUACUUAUUUUAAAAGUGCAACUUCUAUAAAGUUAUUUCAGUGUUUCUAAAAAUGUCGCUUGAAGAUGCAGUUAAAGCAUAACUUGUAUUUUUAAGACCUUCCCAAACUUUUUGUUUUGACCUCCUGUAAAGGGGUGCAUGCAUCAAUUGUUGGGGAUCAAUCCCAAACCCCUAUAAAGUUUUCAGCGGUUCAUUCUUACUGAGCCGUCUUUAAGCAGAUAAAUGACAACCCAGUAUAUCAAGGAGGACAAAUAGACCCAGAACUUAACAACGGCACAUGUGUGGCUUGAUAUAGAGUUCCUCUGAAAAGAGUUACAAGACGAUUUAUGUAUAUAUAAGUAUGUAUGUAACCAAAAGCAGAACAGAAACCGCUCGCUUUAUUGCAAGUAUGCAAAAAGACUGGAGCUUUAAAAAUGUCAAAAUAAAGGUUACUGCUGAACAAACACUUCAGGCCGUGGAGUUUUUGUGUCAUAGCGUUUGAUUCAUGUUUUCUUUUUCAAUGUAUAGCUCACAUUUUCCCUCCCGUCUGUUUUUCUGCCAGUCUCUUGAUAAGGCAAUAUAGGGAAAAGAUCAUAAUGCAUAAAAUGAAGACAUUGGAGAUCAAAGACAAUAUAUGAAGUAUAUAUGCAGUGCUAGCUGAAAUUAAAUGUAACUUUUUGUCUUUGAACUACUUAAGUUUGAUUGGAAAUGAAGCAGUGCAAUCUUGAAGACGUUUGCUGGAUGUAACGCAAGUCGUCCCUGUAUAUUUUAUUUGCAUUAAGCAGGUAAAGGGCAGUGUGUUUGAAAGAGGGAGGAGAAUGACAGGAAGAGGCAGCAGGUGAGGAAACAAUGAGAUGACAAGAGUACAACAACACAAACGGACUGAAGAGACAGAAAUCGAAUUUUGUUAGCAUUUUGGGAUUCUUUUGUUUUCAAGAUGCUUGUGACCGUGUUAUUUAUUGUCACGAUGAUGCCGACAGGUCAUCUAAUGUAUGACCUCCUUAAGCAGCACAAUAAAGAAAGAUUUCCCCGGGCCAUCGUGAAGAGAGACUGUUCAUCAUCAAUUUUGUGCCAACCAGGAUUUCGCCUAUUAGGCUGCAGGUGCUCUCCGUGUAAACCUGGUUUUUUCACCAGCGAGAUGAACAGAGAAGAUGAGUGUCACCGCUGCUACCAGAGCUGCAAACCUGCCUUAAAUAUGGAGGUGGUGAAAGAGUGCACAAGAACAUCUGAUGUGGAGUGUCGUUGUCGGGAUGGUUUCAACUGUACAGAGCGAGAUCCAUACACACACCACUGUGAAAGAUGUGAUCCCAUCACAAAACCCACCCCAAGCCUGCCCUUUAUAUCACCUUACUCCUAUCCCGCCUCCAUUUUAUCCACUGAUUCCCAGCAAAUCGACAGGAUGGAUGGAAAUAGUCUUUUGAUUUGGAUUUUUAUUGGAUUCUCAUUAAUUAUUUUGUCCAUCAUGGUCCUUACCAUCUUCUGUCGGUUCUGCAAAAAGAAAGAGAAAGAAUGCUUUAAGCAAUUUGUCAGGCAAUGCUCAUUGGGCAAUCUAGAGAUGGACAGUGAGACCACACCUCCAAACAGCCAGCCAAGUGAUCAGCGAGAGAUGCCGUCACAUGACAGUACACCCACCAAUCAACAAACAGGCUGCCCUUUCCAUCAGCCAACCGUCUCGCCGCAGGCGGUGUCUCCUUCUGGUAAUUUAGGCCCACUUCACAUCUAUGGUCCCCAGACAGUUUUUGUUAGUUUGCUCAAUCAAUUUGGAUACGAUGGAGGAGAUAAAAAAGCUAAUGAACUUCAAGAGGAAUCUAUAAGUAGCAUCAAUGUGCCCCAUCCUCAAUCUCCCCCCAUAAAUCUAUCUCAAGAGGAAAAAAGCUACGAGAACGAUUUUAUCUUCUUCCCAUCUCAAGAACAAGGAAAGGAGUGCCAUAUAUCUAAAGAAGAGGGGCUGUAAAGGAUUAUCAAAAAUCUUUGUACUCCUUCGGUACUAUUUGACCCAGUAUUAAAACUCUAACCCUGGCAGGGGAUUUUGUCCAAGAGGCAAGAGGCUGCUCCGUUGGAAAACCUGGGUGUUUGACUAACAGAAAGUUUUAUGUAUGAGCUUGACAGUUUAUGCUGACUUUUAUGCUUUGUCAUGAUUUCGAUCCAUCGGAUUGGCUGAUGCGGUGCUGAUGUUGACUGCAUAAAGAGCUGCAAAGCUCUCAGGUCACUGCUGGUCUCUCUUAUGAAUGGCGGUUAAAAGAUCUCAUGGCCAAAGCUUUAUCCAAGCAGCUCUUUGUUAAAGAGCAGAACACUCAAAGAUAUUUAUUUAAACUUUUGCUAUUAAAGGCAGGGUGCAUGAUUUUUGUGAAAAACUUUGUAAGGGGCGUGUCUACUAACACUUAUUAAUCAUUGCCUGGGUUGUGUAUAUGUUGGGCGGGUCUAUCAAAAGAAGGUCCAGAUUCUUUUGAGGUGGGGGCAUGUUUGUUUAGGUGAUUUCAAAUGUCAACAUUGGCUUUCAGAGAUCAUGCACCCCGCCUUUAAAGGGGUCAUAGCUUGAAAAUCUGACUUUUUCCAUGUUUAAGUUUUAAAAUUGGGUCCCCAGUCCUUCUAUUAACCUAGAAAACGUGAAAAAGAUCAACCCAGUACCUUUGUUUGGGUAAGCCAUUUUCUGGAAGCAUGUGAAAAUUAAGUUGUUCAGUUUUGUGAGGUAGGUAACAAGGCGAAUUACAAUAAUACCGCCCCUUAAUCUGCACUAUCCAACCACAGCAC
Messenger RNA from Misgurnus anguillicaudatus (oriental weatherfish), 5570 nucleotides. NCBI's taxonomy places the organism in Eukaryota, Metazoa, Chordata, Actinopteri, Cypriniformes, Cobitidae. The record is from RefSeq and is a predicted model, not a curated record.